UUGCAGUAGAUACCCUCCCAGCUUCCGGUCCUUGCUGUAUUUUCUGCCGUUACUCGGAGACACAAAGCGACAGGAGCUGGGCAUAGCUGAAGGAUGGCCUGUGCUCCGGUAUAGGACGGGCACGUAGCUGCUGAGCCCCGGGACAUCAUGUGACAUGUCACUGCCCUGAGCCACGGGCCCCCCACGGGACAUGCAGGAUGUUCGCUGCCCGGAUCGCCAGUGACGUGCCCUCGAGCGAGUGGGGCAGGUGCAGGGGGGGCCCUGAAUGAGAGCCCCAACAUGGAGGUGGUGGGCGACUUCGAGUACUGCAGGAAGGAUCUGAUCGGGCAUGGAGCCUUCGCCGUGGUGUUCAAAGGGCGGCACAGGAAGAAAACAGACUGGGAGGUGGCGAUUAAAAGCAUUAAUAAAAAGAACUUGUCAAAGUCCCAGAUCCUGCUUGGCAAAGAGAUAAAGAUAUUGAAGGAACUGCAACAUGAAAACAUUGUGGCUCUUUAUGAUGUUCAGGAAUUGCCCAACUCUGUUUUCUUGGUCAUGGAGUACUGCAAUGGGGGAGACUUGGCAGAUUAUUUACAAGCUAAAGGAACUUUGAGUGAAGACACCAUUCGAGUCUUUCUACAACAGAUCGCAGCUGCCAUGAAGGUGUUACACAGCAAGGGAAUCAUCCACAGGGACCUAAAGCCACAGAAUAUUCUUCUCUCUUAUGCCACUCGGAAGAAGCUUAAUUUUAGUGGCAUCCGGAUAAAAAUUGCGGACUUUGGCUUUGCUCGUUAUCUGCAGAGUAACAUGAUGGCUGCUACGUUAUGUGGUUCUCCAAUGUACAUGGCUCCAGAGGUUAUCAUGUCACAACACUAUGAUGCAAAAGCAGAUCUUUGGAGUAUAGGAACCGUCAUUUAUCAGUGCCUAGUUGGCAAGCCACCAUUCCAGGCAAAUAGUCCCCAGGAUCUGCGAUUGUUCUAUGAGAAGAAUAAGAACCUUGUUCCAAGCAUUCCCGGGGAAACGUCUCCAUACCUGUCUGACUUGCUGCUGGGACUACUUCAGAGAAACCAAAAAGACAGGCUUGACUUUGAGGGAUUCUUCAGCCAUCCCUUCCUUGACCAGGUGUCUACAGUCAAAAAAUCCUGUCCUGUCCCAGUGCCUACGUACUCGGGGUCAAGUAUAUCAGGCAGCUCCUGUGGAAGCUCACCUUCUUGUCGAUUUGCCUCUCCUCCUUCUCUACCAGACAUGCAACAUAUCCAAGAAGAAAAUCUUUCAUCCCCACCUUUGGGUCCUCCAAAUUAUUUACAGGUUUCCAAGGACUCCGCCAGCACAAGCAGCAAGAACUCAUCUUGUGACACAGAUGACUUUGUCCUGGUUCCUCACAACCUCUCAUCUGACCACUCAUACGAUAUGCCCACAGGCACAGCUGGGCGCAGAGCAUCUAGUGAGUUCUUGAUGUGUGGCGGGCAAUCACCUUUAAAUACAUCUGGAGGUUCCGGACAGACGCAAAAACCCUCUUCCAGUUCUUCACGCUGCAGCUCUUCAACUGUAGCAUACAGACAGAGCCAGCCUCAGGUGUCACCACGUAGCGAGACUGCACCUAUUCCUGUCCCAACCCAACUACGGAACUACCAACGCAUUGAGCAGAAUCUCUCAUCUACUGCUAGUCCUACAUCUAAUCCUCAUGGCUCCCCCAGCAGAUCUGGUGCAGUGAGGCGCUCAAAUACCAGCCCCAUGGGCUUUCUCAAAGUUGGUUCUGGGUCUCCCAGCUCCACAGAUGUGGUGCAAGCUAUCGGACGCCGCUUGUCCACUGGCUCUUCAAGACCUUAUUCUCCAUCACCAUUGGUUGGAACCAUCCCAGAGCAGCUAGGCCACUGUUGUUGUGGUCACCCUCAAGGACAUGAAUCCAGAAGCCGAAGUUCUUCAGGAGGGUCCCCAGUGCCACAGUCACAGUCUCCACAGUCUUUGUUGGGCGCAAGACUGCAAAGUGCACCGACUCUCACUGACAUUUACCAGAACAAACAGAAGCUACGAAAGCAGCACUCAGAUCCUGUAUGUCCUUCCUAUGCUGGACAUGGCUUUAGCCAUUCACCACAGCCAGCACGGCCUGUCAGUCUUGGUGCGUCUCCCACAAAGCACAUGGGAUCUUCUCCUAGGAGCUCAGAAUGGCUGUAUAAAACCCCACUGCCUACCAUCAUUGGAUCUCCAACCAAGACAACUGCUCCAUUCAAGAUCCCUAAAACCCAAGCUUCAUCCAAUCUGCUUGCUCUAGUUAAUCGUCAGGGACAUGCAGAUGCUUCUGCACAGGCCAAAGACUUGUGUGAUCCAAGGGAUUUCUCUCCUUUCCUUUGUUUGCAUGGCCAUGAGAAAUCCAGCCAUGCAGAACAUGGAAAAGCUACUUUUGGAAGGUCUGUGAGUGCUGGAAAAUUGUCAGAUCAGACAGUAAGAGCUACUCUGGGAGGGCAGCAUUACCAAGGAAGCACAGACAGCCUGAACUCUGAACGUCCAAUGGACACAGUCCCUUCAGGUGGUACAGGAACUGUCCUGACUGUGCCCUCUGCCAGUACAAGAGCAGUUAUGUUUACCGUCGGAUCUCCUCCUAACAGUUCUACCCCUCCAACAUGCACACAUAUGAUGAUGAGGAAGAGGACCACUUCAGUUGGCUCAAACAGCUCUGGAGGCUCUCUCUGCUCCACCAGUGGUCGUGUGCAUAUGGGAUCUCCUUCUGGUAUUCACAUGGGUUCGUCUCCUCCUGGAGCUGAUGUAGCCCCAAGCAUGAAAUAUAUGUCCUAUGGUACAUCCCCUCCCAGCCUGGAAGAUUUCAUUACAUUUGAAGCACCGGAGCUACCUGAAGAAACUCUGAUGGAGCGGGAGCACACAGAUACUCUCAGGCACCUCAAUCUGAUGCUGAUGUUCACAGACUGUGUGAUGGAGCUGACGGCGGCCCGUGGAGGGAGUUCAGAUUUGUGCACCUCUGCUAUGUCUCUCUAUCAGAUUCAAGAGAGUGUGGUAGUAGACCAGAUAAGUCAACUGAGCAAAGAAUGGGGACAAGUGGAACAGCUGGUGCUGUACAUGAAAGCGGCUCAGUUCCUGGCAUCUUCCCUGCAACUUGCCAAAUCGCAAAUCAAAUCUGGGAAGCUGACGCCUUCAAGUGCUGUAAAACAAGUGGUGAAAAGCAUGAACGAGCGAUAUAAAUUCUGCAUCAGCAUGUGCAAGAAGCUCACGGAGCAGCUCAACCGUUUUUUUUCAGACAAGCAGCGUUUUGUGGAUGAGAUCAACAGUGUCACAGCAGAAAAGUUAAUCUACAACUGUGCUGUGGAGAUGGUCCAGUCAGCAGCACUAGAUGAGAUGUUCCAGCAUGCAGAGGAUAUUGCUUAUCGCUACCACAAAGCAGCACUACUAUUAGAAGGCCUAACCAAGAUCCUGCAGAGUCCCGCAGACAUAGAAAACGUCCACAAGUAUAAAGCCAAUGUUGAAAAUAGACUGUCGGCACUUUGCUACGGAGCAGUGGCUGUGUAUGAUUAGUAACAGUAUCCACUGAAACAUGGAAUAGCUAAACAAGGGACCACUAUAGCUUAGUUCUUUGUUUCUGUUACUAGAGAUUUUCCAUCUAAUGCUCGGAAAGAGAACUAGAAGUCCCUUUUUUGGAGCCUUUCAGAGACGAACAAUAAUCCCAGGACUGAAAAUUUAAGUAUGCAGGAAGGCUGCCUUAUUUUAAAGACACUCCUUGCAAAAUAUGCCUUUCAACAUACACGUGACACGGAAGGAAAUUUCUGCAAAUUUUAACCUUGUGUAUGUAUUUCUAAUGUGUAAAAUGAAUAAUAGACUGUGGUUGCUCCAGUAAUAAUGGACGAGAUGUUGGAAAUGGAAGCUAGACCUUCAGGAAUGGUGGCUGCAACAGCAAAAGGACUCCAUGUUACCUGCAUGGGAGUUUCUUUAUUAAGGUCUGGAUCCAGAACAUUCAUCCAUUCAUCUUUACAAAGAGAAGCAGAAGCAGAGCACUUUAUACUGUGUAGGAACAGUAAAAACUAUUCAAAUCCAGCCAUGUGGAGUCUUGAUUCAUUUUAUUAUCCAUUUUGAUGUUGCUACUUGACGUUCUACUUUUAAACCAAUUUAUUUUGCACUAAUUUCUUAAAACUGUAAAUUACCUUAUACGGAACUCUUUAUCAAUAUUAAAAAAGGCACAAUGAAUUUACUGAGAAAAUUAUCAUUUCAUUUUAUGUAUAGAAAAAAAAAGUUGAAAUUUAAUAUGUAGCUUCCUAAAGACUUUACAAACUAUACAAAGGAAUUUAUUUGUGACCCUUUUGUAUCUCUUUUGUCUAAUACUUGAUUACUAAUGUCUGUUUUUUUUCAUGUUUUACUUUGUUGGUAUUUGCUUUCUAUACAGAUAUUGUGUGUUGCAUAUAAUGGUUGUGCAUGUGAUAACGUGCUUACUUACAGUUGUCCUCUUUAUUGGGUAUUUCCUAACGGACGUAAAUAUGUUUCACCGACAGUGUUAGAGAGGGAAGACUAUGAUGUAACAUAGGCUGUUGUGUGUGAACUACUACUGUGUUAGAGAUGUUAAACAGUAGUUUAGGUCAGUUAAAUCCCAGUAUCUGUCGUGUGGCUUGUAAAGCGCUAUGGUGUUGUUCACAUGGCUCAACAGUAGGUGGCGUAGUAUAAGCAGCGCUUAACAAGGGCGCCAAAGGAUUAGUAACAAAAGUUGCUAUGUGACUUGUACAUCUAGGGUUUAUGCUCUCUAUAGAAAGCCAGUACUUGGUAAGGAACAUCAAUUUAGACAACCGAUGCCACUUGCUUGGUUUGUAUUAUGCCAUUUUCAUUAAUGUGAAUCUUUCAAUACAAUUUUGGAAAAGCCUUUUAUGUAAUUUUUCCUAUUAACUGCCACCAUAAAAUUGCUCACUCCAUAGAGGGUGAGCCCAAUAUUUAUCCAUACAUGGACUUACCAAUUAACAACAUUUUAAUAGCUUUAACUUCAUUAUAGUUAUUAUUGUAAAAAGGCAUUUCAAGUGUAUUACGCAUUUUUGCCUCUAUAAAGCUUGUGCUUUUAGACUUUUUGACAAAUUUGGGCAAAUCCCAUUAUUGGUAUAUCAUUUGUAUUUACAGGUUUUUUUUUUUUUUUCCUUUUUUUUUUAAAGCUAAACUGAAAGGCAGUCAUGACAUCAAUCCUAUUUUAUUCCUUGUUACUGUAUAUGUGUUCCAAACAAAAAGGAUAUCUCUGAAUUUGGUUUAAUAAUACAUUUCUCUAGAUUUUUGUUUGGCAGUUGUAUGUAUUUUUACAGAAAAGACAGAUUUAUGACAGUUUAGAGGCACUUAUUUUGCCCAUUCAUUGUCUCCCGAUAGCCGACUCUUGUAGCAAGUUAUACUCCCCUAACAUCAGAGCCCUUGUUCUGUUGCUCUCAUGGAGAAGGGCUUCCAAGUUCAGGGGGUGCAUUUGACCUCCCCAUGUGACAAUACACAUGAAUGAAUGGCCUAUUGCCAGUCACAUGACCAGGCAGUGAUGCCAUCCACCACAGUAAGCACACAUGAAUGGGUGGGUAUACCUCGCCGAAGAGGUGGGCUAUCAGGAUGCACUGUUACUCUUCUAUGAUUGAGCAGAUAACAGUGGGAUGGAUUUACUAAAGGCAAAUUGAUUGUGCAUGUGCACAAAUUUUCCUCAGAGCUUAGUAAAUGUGUUAAAGCUCUGCUGAUUUCCAUCAUCUAAUCAUAUGCAAGCAAUUUAACACAUUUUCAUAUACUAAAGAAAGUAAGUGCAACUGUACUUGCAAAGAGCACAGUCUUAUUGUCAUAUUUGCCUUUGGUAGAUCAACAUCAAUGUCUCUUUAAAGCUAUUGCCCUAAAGAAAUCCUUUUUUGCGAUGAAUUAUCAUCUGUUAAUGUUACUGUACAGCCCACUGAUAAUGAGGUUUACAAGUUUCAGAGAAAAGGUAGAACUUCAUAUUUGGUAGAGGAGAAUGCCAACAAAUACAAGCAUUCAGUCCACCUUAGCAGGCUUCAGUUGUCAGCCAUGAGAAGGAAGACCCUCGUUACACCACAUCACUCAGGUCUAGACAGCUUUUAUUUUUUAUUUUUUUACUUACUUAAACUGGAGCGCUCAUUUUAGAGAAAAGGUUUAAGUAUUGUGAAAGGUAAUGCUACCUUUCAUUUUGCCAGGAUGAGUAUUGGGAACAAAACCAUGACAUUCAUUUAAACAGUCUUGUAUUGCGUUUGCCCAGUAGAUUCAUAAGAAAACAUGGAGACUACCAUCUAAGCUUGCCAAGCUCUUCCACGAGUUGGCAUAAUCUCCAGCAAAUAGUAUUUUUCUCCUGAAACGUUGAUACUUGAACAUAAAUUUUACAUUUUUUUACAAACAAAAACCUGUCAACUUUCAAUACUAUUACUAAAAUAGUACAAAGACACUUCAGACAUCUGCAAUACAUUGAUAUUAUUUUACCGCGUGUUUUACUUGACAGCAAUGUUUUUAUUAUUUAUCUGAAAUUCUGCCAAUUAAUUUUCAAAGUGUUUUUAUUUAUGUACUUGCUUGUGAAAUAUACAAAUGCAUUGUGUGUGCAUUUCUAGGUCUUUAAUACCGUGUUUCUACCUCUUGUUUGUAAACUGCAUGCAUUCAACUUAGGUAACAACUCACAGAACUGUUGCAAAAAUAGCCUUUUUUAUUAUGGCUUGUAUAAAUGUAUAUGAUGAAUAAAAUAAGGAGAAAAGACU
Rana temporaria (common frog) is the source of this 6674-nucleotide messenger RNA. It is a transcript of the gene ULK2, whose product is annotated as unc-51 like autophagy activating kinase 2. Gene Ontology annotation, molecular function: protein serine/threonine kinase activity; ATP binding. Lineage: Eukaryota; Metazoa; Chordata; Amphibia; Anura; Ranidae. Gene Ontology annotation, cellular component: cytoplasm; autophagosome. The record is from RefSeq and is a predicted model, not a curated record. Gene Ontology annotation, biological process: autophagy; axon extension; peptidyl-serine phosphorylation.